UGCAAAUAUAAGUGACAGAUUUGUAAAAAUAUGAUGUUAAAAAUAUUUUACAGAUAUUUAAAUCUUUUUCUCAUUUGUUUUAUUAUUUUGACAAAUGAAAGUAAAAGCUGAAAGAGCUUUAUUAAUCAUGACAGUUGUUAAAGCGCAUCCAAACCAAAAAAAUAUUUGCAAGAAUGUUGCAUCGGUUGGCCAAUCGACUAAUACAAUCACGUGGAAUAUUUAAAUUUCCGAGACAAUCUCGCGCGACAAUCAAAAAUUUGCGAAGCUUUCAUGCCAAUGUUAGUCCAGCGGAAAAAGCAAAGUGCGGUGUGGACAACAGCCAGAGUAACUAUCCUCUGAUAGAUCAUUGCUACGACGUAGUGAUAGUAGGAGCAGGAGGCGCAGGAUUAAGAGCGGCUUUCGGUCUCGGCAGCAAGGGAUAUCGCGUAGCGGUGAUAUCAAAACUAUUUCCGACUAGGUCGCAUACCGUCGCUGCUCAGGGUGGUAUCAAUGCCGCCAUCAAUGCCGAGGAGAAAGAAGACAAUUGGCUCUACCACAUGUAUGAUACCGUGAAGGGAUCCGACUGGUUGGGUGAUCAGGACGCUAUACAUUUACUCACGAGGGAAGCGCCUCGAGCAGUUUUUGAGCUCGAAAAUUACGGUUGUCCCUUUAGUCGUACAGAAGACGGUAAGAUCUAUCAACGCGCUUUCGGUGGUCAGUCGUUAAAAUUCGGCCAAGGUGGACAAGCUAAGCGUACCUGCGCUGUUGCUGAUCGAACCGGCCAUGCGGUACUUCACACCCUUUACGGGCAGAGUCUUCGCUACGACGUGCAUUAUUUCAUUGAGUAUUUCGCUCUCGAUCUGCUCAUGCACGGUCGAUGCUGCAAGGGAAUUCUUGCAUGGGAAUUGGAAACCGGUCUUUUGCAUAGAUUCAGAGCUCAACAUACGGUGAUCGCAACGGGUGGUGCGGAAAGAUGUUACUUCUCCUGCACUGCGGCGCACACCUGUACCGGUGAUGGUAUGGCGAUUGCGUGUCGAGCAGGACUGCCGUUGCAGGACAUGGAGUUCAUCCAAUUUCAUCCGACCGGCAUUUAUGGCAGCGGUAUACUCAUCACUGAGGGUAGCAGAGGAGAAGGUGGCAAACUCGUUAACUCCCUAGGAGAAUUUUUCAUGGAGAGAUACGCGCCCGUAGCUAAGGAUUUAGCCUCUCGCGACGUCGUCUCGAGAGCUAUGACCCUUGAAAUACUGGAGGGAAGAGGCAUCGGACCAAUGAAAGAUCAUAUUUAUUUGCAAUUAAAUCAUCUACCAGCCAAGCUGUUAAGAGAAAAAUUGCCUGGAAUUUCACACCUCGCCUGGGUGUUCGCUGGAGUGGACGUGAGGAAGGAACCAAUCCCCGUAAUUCCCACGGUGCAUUAUAACAUGGGUGGCGUACCUACAAAUUGGCGAGCACAAGUAUUAACACGAGAAAACGAGGAGGACAGACCGAUCGAUGGCCUCUGGGCAGCUGGCGAGACUGCAUGUGCGUCUGUUCAUGGCGCUAAUCGACUGGGCGCUAACAGUCUUCUGGAACUUGUGGUCUUUGGCAAAGUCAUCGCCGAUCAAAUCGACUGUAUCGCCAGACCUGGUGAACGUCAUGAAGAUCUAGCACCACACAUCGGUGAACAGUCGAUUUGUCGUUUCGAUGCGACUCGUUAUGCGAAAGGCUGCGUUCCUAUAAUCGAACUGCGUAACGAGAUGCAACGCACGAUGCAGAGGUAUUGUUCGGUAUUUAGGACUUGCGAUAUUUUGCAACGUGGAUGCAGGGAGAUAACCCGUCUCUUCACGUGUGAUUUACCGGAUUUAUGUGUGCAAGAUCAGUCCCUCAUUUGGAACACUGAGCUCGUCGAGGCCUUGGAGCUACAAAACAUGAUGAUCGUUUGCAUGCAUACUGUCUACGCAGCCGAGAAUCGAAAGGAGUCGAGAGGCUCGCACUUCAGGGAAGAUUUCAAGGAAAGAAUUGACGAGUAUGACUACGCAAAACCGCUCGAAGGACAAAAAAAACGACCUUAUUCGGAACACUGGCGUAAGCAUACGCUUACAUGGGCUCAGGAGGAUGGAGCGAUUUGCAUCUCUUAUCGGCCUGUUAUCGAUACGACUCUAGAUGAGAACGAGGCUCAACAUGUACCACCUGCAGUUCGCGCGUAUUGACCUGACAAAUGAUUAAUUGCAAACAGUUGUUAAUUGAAAUGUUAACGAGAGUUAUUAGCGAUUAUAGAGCGAUUAUGAAUCUAAUCGAAUGUCUCGUUAACACUAAUAUCACAUUUGAAAUCAAGCACGUAAAAUCAGGGAAUUUACGGAUUAUAAAUUAUCACAAAAUUCAUGAAAAAAAUUUCUUGUCUAUAAAAAUGUAUCACUUCUCAUAAUAAUUUAUCAUAAGCACGUUCUACAUUUCUCGGCGCCUCGCAUGUGAUAGAGGUUAACUGUGACUCAUUGACAGAAUUAAUUAAUGUGAUUCUUAUAUCAAUUAGAUUGCAAUGAAGAAAAAACCAAUCGAGAUUGGCGUUAUAUUUUUAAGGUAAUUUUCAAAAAAUAUUCUUUUGAAUUCUUGUGCAUCAAAGAUUGAUAGAGAAUGAUACGGAAGUAAUGCAAGAAUGUUAUAUACAAUGAUGAUCAACAUUUCCUUUUUUUGUUUUUAUGUAAAAAAGAGCAAGCAAAGAUGAUUCAGCGUAAUUGAGCAAUGUCAUUGCAUCUUUGAGUAUGUUAGUUUCAUAAGAGAUAAUCAUUAAUUACAACUUUUUGUUCACUGAUAACGCAAUUACGAUAUCGUGAUGAUAAAUGUUGAAUAAAUUAUUUACUGAAGACAAGAAUUUUUUUUACUGAGAGAGGGUAAUAAUUCAUAAUUACUUGAUUUCUCUCUGCUAAGUUUAUGUAAUACUAUAUAUGUACAUCUGUUUUUACAUAAAAAAAAAAAGAAUUCAACGAUCUGUCAGUUCGCAUUAAGCAUUAAUCGUUUAUCCGUUCAAU
Cataglyphis hispanica is the source of this 2981-nucleotide messenger RNA. Its product is annotated as succinate dehydrogenase [ubiquinone] flavoprotein subunit, mitochondrial-like. The coding region runs from base 174 to 2165 and encodes 663 amino acids. Gene Ontology annotation, biological process: tricarboxylic acid cycle; mitochondrial electron transport, succinate to ubiquinone. Gene Ontology annotation, molecular function: succinate dehydrogenase (quinone) activity; flavin adenine dinucleotide binding; electron transfer activity. The transcript has 12 exons. The record is from RefSeq and is a predicted model, not a curated record. NCBI's taxonomy places the organism in Eukaryota, Metazoa, Arthropoda, Insecta, Hymenoptera, Formicidae.